AUGGCAUUCAACGAGUAUCGAGCGGUCCAAUUGAACAAGUUCCUUGGAUCCAUUGCAUUUGGGAAAUCCUCCAUCACUAAUGCUGAUCGUGCGAAGCUGUUUUUGGAAGCUCUAUGCGCACAAGACGACCGUGUAACCUGUGUGGAGAGACUUUUUGCAAAGCAACCAUCUCUUGACGCGCUUCGUCGAGCUCUGAGGCUCGACACGUCCAUCAACUACAUCAACCAAUCCAUUGCAGCAUUUCUUGAAUACGUCUCCGACCCUGCCAUCAAACAAAUUUCUGGCGGCCAGUUUCUUCAAGAUAUCCUUGUCAUCAUUGCUGAUCCUCCCACUCUUUGGAACGCCUUGAUUAGUUCGCAUAAGAAUGGCUCUCUCAAUGAGAACGCAACGCAUGGUUUUGCUUGGCUCCUUUGGGAGCUUCUCUCGAUGCCUUCUAAUGACAACAUCGAAGUAAUGGAAACCGCGAAAUCUGUAACGAAUUCAAGAUCACUUCUGGAGUCAUCAUCCCAUGAAACUCGCGUUCUCGGUUACAAAAUUCAACACUUCUUGAAAGCUAAAGCAAGUAGCGCAUAUGCCAACCCGGACAGUGCUGGGCCAGGAGGUCGACAUGACAACGACUUCGUUGACUACCGCGAGACAGCAAUAUUUCCCACUGCAGACGAAUUCAUGUCGGACACGCAACCAUUCUACAGACCGGCCGAAGAAAUCGCCCAAGCUGAGCCUGAAAAUCGGGUCGGAAUUCACCUGGAUAACCAGUUUCGCCUCCUUCGGGAAGACAUGCUUGCUGAACUGAGGGACGACGUUCGCAUCGCGACUGGCAAGAAGAAAGGGAGACGGUCUCCUGUCAUCCUUGAGCGCCUCAGUCUUUCUGGAACUGAAUGUGGUGAGCCGAGGAAAUGGAAGCAAUGUGCUUUGAAGCUACACUGCGGACUUGGCAUGGAAAAGUUCGCAAAGAUGUCUGCUGCCGAGAGAAAGACUUACCUCAAAAGCAAUCCACGAUCCCUCAAGCAUCAAUCGUUCGGCUGUUUAUUACAAGGAGACCAGAUCGUUGCUUUCGCCAUCCUGGAUAGAGAUGAAGCUGGAUUGCUUGAAGAUCCUCCGGCUAUCACCUUGAAGAUAUGCGGAGACGAUGCUUUCAAAACCCUCUUGUUGGCUUUGAAGGGAACAACGCCAGUUGACUAUAUCCAAGUUGACACUCCAUUCUUUGCCUAUGAGCCUGUCCUGCGAUGUCUUCAAGAUAUGAAAGAUAUUCCACUCGCGCAAUUCCUCCUAGGGACAAUUCCAGACGAGGCAUCUCAGACCGCCGUGGCCGUUGACAGCGCACUUGUUGACGAGCUGCGAGCCAAGGGCAGCCCGAUCAUCCAACGCCUGCUUAAAACGGACCAACCUAUCGAUCUCGAUCAAUCUCAGAUGGAUUCUCUCAUCGCUGGGCUCGCACAGUCUGUGAGUUUGAUACAAGGACCGCCAGGAACGGGCAAGUCUUUUAUUGGUGCUUUGAUCGCAAAAGCUUUGUACGAGCACACGAGCGAGACGCUUCUUGUUCUAAGCUAUACCAAUCAUGCACUGGACCAGUUUCUGGAAGACCUUCUGGACAAUGGGAUUCCACCGCAGAGUGUCGUUCGACUUGGAUCGAAAUCUACACCACGUACCGCACCCUUGAACUUAUUCGAGAGACAAAGAACUGGUGGCUAUAAUAAAUCUCGCACCGGGUGGGAGAUAGUCAACAACUUGGAAAUUCUCGUUGAGACCUACCGGACUGAGCUGUCAAUUGAGCUCAAGUCCUAUACCCAGACUGGAGUAUCCUGGAAGGACAUACUUGCUUACCUGGAGUUCAGCGAUGAUGAUGAUCAUUUCUAUUCGGCUCUACUUGUGCCCGAUGAGGAAGAUGGAAUGACUCGCGUUGGCAAGGGUGGAAAGGAAAUCAAACCAGAUUACCUCUGUGACAGAUGGUCGCGAGGUGAGGAUGCUGGUAUUUUCAAAAAGCAAGCCGCGGAACAUUAUGAAAUUUGGGACAUGGACGCGAACUCUAGACUGGAACGUAUGAAACGUUGGACCACCGCUCUGUUGGACGAACAAGCGUCCAAAGUCGCCACUCUAUUUUCACGCUACAACAAAUAUCAGCAGCGUUUGGCACAAGUCCUGGGAGAGAGGACAGCACAGACUCUCAAAAGCAUGAGAGUCAUCGGUUGCACCACAACAGCUGCCGCCAAGUAUGCUUCCGAUCUUCGCAAUGCUGCGCCAGGAACUGUCCUGGUUGAGGAAGCCGGCGAAAUUCUGGAAAGCCACGUUCUGACUGCGCUGUCGCCAAAUACGAAGCAGCUCAUUCUCAUCGGAGAUCACAAACAGUUGCGUCCAAAGUAUAGCAACUACGCAAUCAGCGUCGAGAAAGGCGAUGGGUAUGACCUCAAUCGGUCCAUGUUUGAGCGGCUCGUGCUUGCAGGCUAUCCCCACACCACGCUGUCCAAGCAACACCGCAUGUGCCCUGAAAUCUCAACUUUGGUCAGGCACUUGACGUAUCCCAGCCUUCAAGACGCCGACAAGACACUGAAUCGGACACCGGUGCGUGGGAUCCGAGACCGAGUGGUCUUCUUCAACCACAAUUAUCCAGAAGUCGAUGCCCCAGAGCUUGCGGACCGUCGAGAUUCUGAAUCGAAGACCAGCAAGAGUAAUUCAUUCGAGGUUGACCUUGUGUUGAAAUGCAUCCGCUAUCUCGGGCAACAAGGAUACGGGACUGAUAAGCUUGUCAUACUUACUCCUUAUCUCGGGCAGCUGCGCCUCCUUCGUGAUCAUCUUAUGGUAGAGAACGAUCCGGUUCUCAACGAUCUCGAUUCCUUCGAUCUCGUUCGAGCAGGUUUACUUUCGGAGGCAAGCGCAAAUAUCAACAAACGCCCUAUCAAUAUCUCCACGAUCGAUAACUACCAGGGUGAAGAGAGUGAAAUUGUCAUCGUAUCUCUCACGCGUAGCAACGAAAAAGGCGACAUUGGGUUCAUGUUUUCGCCUGAGCGACUCAAUGUCCUGCUUUCUCGAGCCCGCGACGGACUCGUCAUGAUUGGCAAUGCGCAAACCUUCCUCAAGAGUCGCAAUGCAGGUCAAGCAUGGACGCCAUUCCUGCACUUCAUGAAGGAGAACGGUCAUCUAUAUGACGGUCUUCCAGUCCAGUGCCAGCAGCAUCCGCACAAGAAGGUCCUUUUGAAGACAGCUCGUGAUUUUGACGUUGAAUGUCCUGAUGGCGGAUGUUCGGAGCCAUGCGGAACACAAUUAAGCUGUGGUACUCAUUACUGCCCUUCCAGAUGCCAUCAGCUGUAUGACCACUCCAAGAUGGAAUGCCAGGCAUUGGUUCAGGUUGUCUGUUCACAGAAGCACAGGUCCCAGCGCCUUUGCUCAAAAUCUCAAGCGGCUUGCGCGAUUUGUGCAGAGGAAGAUCGACAGAGAGAACGAAUUCGAAAGCGAAAUGCACAACUCGACGCCGAACGUGAUACCAAGAGGGCUGCUUAUGCACUGCAGCUUGCGGAAAACCAAGCUGAGAUUGACCACCAGAGACGCAUUCUGCAAGAUCACCGUGAGGCUGAAGACUCGGCCAGGGCACUUGAGCAAAAGAAGCAGGACCUAGCCAAUCUUAAAGUAACAGCAAAUAAUCUUGAAAAGCAGCGACAGUCCUCCACCAAACCACAAGUGACGCCUGCGUCUAAGUCGUCGAGCAAGAAAGUGGCUGUGGAGAACGAAGAAGACUGGGCAUCAGCAAAGAAGCAGUGGGAGCAUUUCAAACGUUACGAAGGUGCGGAAAACGAAGCUCUGGAUGAUUUGAUGAGUAUGAUUGGCUUGGAAGACGUAAAAGACAAGUUCCUUUCGAUCAAGUUGGAGGUGGAUACUGCUGUGCGUCAAGGUCUCGAUAUGCCGAACAAACGCUUCGGAGCUUCUUUGUUAGGCAAUCCCGGAACUGGCAAAACUACCGUCGCUCGGCUCUAUGCUAAGUUCCUCACUUCUGUCGGAGCCUUGCCUGGGAGUGAAUUUGUCGAGACGACAGGCGCAGCUCUCGCAAAUGAAGGGGUAUCGGGCUGCAAGAAGAAGCUAGAGGAUAUUCAGAAUAAUGGUGGUGGUGCUUUAUUCAUUGAUGAAGCAUACCAACUGGCAUCUGGCGGUAACUUUGGGGGGACUGCUGUUCUUGACUUUAUUCUCCCGGAAUCGGAGAACUUGACUGGAAAGGUCGUCUUCAUUCUCGCUGGAUACAACAAACAGAUGGAAAAGUUCUUCGCACAUAACCCUGGCUUCCCAAGUCGCUUUCCGCACGAACUUCAAUUUAAGGACUACGAAGACGAUGAGUUACUGAAGAUCCUCGCCCAUAAAAUGAACAAGAGAUACGACAACAGAAUGGAGGUCGAAGAUGGACCAGGCGGUCUCUUCGCUCGCAUUGUUGCCCGGCGCGUUGGUCGAGGUCGAGGACGGGAGGGCUUCGGCAAUGCGCGCGAGAUGGAAAAUACCCUCUCUAAAAUUGCAAGCAGACAAGCGGUCCGAAUCUCGAAACAGAGGCGUGCCGGGAAAAAGCCAGACGACUUCUUUUUCACGAGUGCUGACCUCCUCGGCCCUGAGCCUACCGAAGCGCUGAACAACUCCGAGGCUUGGAAACAGCUUCAGAAUCUCAUUGGCCUGUCGGCUGUCAAGAAGACAGUCCAGGCCUUGUUGGGUACCGUUCAGUUCAACUAUCGGCGCGAACUGGACGAGGCACCUCUGGUCGAGUAUUCCCUCAACAAGGUGUUCCUUGGAUCCCCUGGCACGGGUAAAACCACCGUUGCGAAGAUGUACGGACAGAUUCUGGCGGAUCUUGGGUUCUUAUCAAAUGGUGAAGUUGUUGUAAAGAACCCCUCCGACUUUGUUGGCAACGUCCUUGGCGCAUCUGAGUCUACAACCAAAGGUAUUCUUGCCUCCACGGUGGGCAAGGUUCUUCUGAUAGACGAGGCAUACGGCCUGUGUGGUUCCUUGGGUGAAUCUUCCACCAGCGACCCAUACAAGACUGCAGUGAUUGACACCGUCGUGGCCGAGGUGCAGAGCGUGCCAGGUGAUGAUCGAUGUGUUCUACUCGCAGGCUACAAGGAGCAGAUGGAAGAGAUGUUCCAGAAGGUCAAUCCUGGUCUUAGUAGGAGAUUCCCCCUUGCCUCCGCUUUUGUGUUUGAAGAUUUCAAUGACGGAGAAAUGGCAAAGAUCUUUGACCUCAAGCUUAGGAAAUUGGCAUUCAAGACGACAGAUCUAGGCAAACGUGUUGCGAUGGAUGUGCUACGUCGGGCUCGCAAUCGACCUAACUUUGGUAACGCAGGUGAAGUUGAUAUUCUCCUUGAUCAUGCCAAAGUUAGACAGCAGCAGAGGCUCAAUGAGGGGAACGGUAGUGUUGACCGCUCGCGUUUCGAGCCCAUUGACUUUGACGAAGACUUCGAUCGAGGCGAACGCGCAGAUACAAAUGUCCGUCUGCUCUUCAAAGGCGUAAUUGGUUGUACUGGAAAGACUUCAACUGCGCGCAAAAUGGGCAAAGUCUUCUACGAUAUGGGAUUUCUUGCCAAAGCAGACGUCGUCGAGUGCUCCGCCACCGAACUGGUAGGGUCCUACGUCGGUCAAACUGGACCAAAGGUGCAAAAGGUCCUCGAGAAUGCAUUGGGCAGAGUCCUUUUCAUCGACGAAGCUUAUCGCCUUGCAGGCGAGGGAUUCGCCAAGGAAGCGAUGGAUGAAAUCGUGGAUUGUCUGACGAAGCCGAAGUAUGCUCAAAAGCUUAUUGUCAUUCUGGCUGGUUAUGACGAUGAUAUAAACCGUUUGAUGGCGCAAAACCCUGGUCUCACAAGUCGCUUUCCAGAAGCCGUAAUCUUUCGUGGACUGGAGCCUACUGACUGCCUCGACCUACUAAUUCAGCUGCUGAGAAGCCGUCAGCUCGAUAUGCGGAAGAAAAAGAAAGAUCUGGACUUGUCAACCUUGGAGGUUCCCGCUCCAGACUUCAAGCAGGAAACACUGGACCAGUUGGACACUCUCGGCAGGAUCGCAAAUUGGGCCAACGCCCGUGACGUGCAAACAAUCGCCAAGAGCAUAUUUGGCUUGCUUUUAAAAGCUGGCGCUAUGAAGAAAACCAUUGCCGUCGUCACGGAGGAUCAUGUUCGCACCGUCCUCGACUCCAUGAUCUCCGAGCGUAGCCAGAGGCAAGACGCAGCCAAAAUUCGACCUAGCUCUCUCGACAGUGAUAUGAUGGCUCAGAUGCAAAAUGUCCAAUCACCCCCGCCUCCUCAGACAGCUGCUACUAGUAGCUCCGCUAUGAACACUUCGGAGGCCGAGACUCCUCAACGAUUAGCCAAGGACGCGCCACCAGCGGCCCCGGCAAACGAAAUCAAGCGUGACUCUGGUGUUAGCGACGCUGUCUGGGAACAGCUCCAGCGUGACAAACAAGCGGCCAAGAAGAAGGAAGACCAAUACCAAAAACUCAUCAAAGCAAGCGCUGAUGCAGCAAAUAAUACCAAAAUUCUCCAGCAGAAAAAGCAGGCGUCCGAGCAAGCCUUUCAGCAGGCCAUCGAGCAUAAUAAAGACCAGUUUGUCUUACAAGAAGCCAAGCGGCUUCGCGAAGAGACUCGUCUUCGGCAUGAGAUGGAACGACGUGCUCAAGAAGAGCUUCUUGCAGAACUAGAGAGUCAGCGCAAGGCUGAGGAGGAAGAGCGAAGGAAAGAGGCAAAGGCUCAGCAGCAAUUGAGGACUAUGGGAAUUUGUCCUGCCGGCUUCAGAUGGAUUAAGCAGAAAGGCGGCUACAGAUGUUCGGCUGGUGGUCACUUCGUUACGGAUUCGGAGUUGGGGCUAUGA
Venustampulla echinocandica is the source of this 6822-nucleotide messenger RNA. RefSeq lists its product as uncharacterized. The record is from RefSeq and is a predicted model, not a curated record. The transcript has 7 exons. Lineage: Eukaryota; Fungi; Ascomycota; Leotiomycetes; Helotiales; Pleuroascaceae. Gene Ontology annotation, molecular function: helicase activity; ATP binding; ATP hydrolysis activity. The coding region runs from base 1 to 6822 and encodes 2273 amino acids.